Messenger RNA from Bipolaris oryzae ATCC 44560, 894 nucleotides. RefSeq lists its product as uncharacterized. The transcript has a single exon. The record is from RefSeq and is a predicted model, not a curated record. Bases 1 to 894 code for a protein of 297 amino acids. NCBI's taxonomy places the organism in Eukaryota, Fungi, Ascomycota, Dothideomycetes, Pleosporales, Pleosporaceae.
AUGGCGCAACAAAGAUUAAUCGAUACCACCCCCCGCGUCCGCAAAAAACCCAUGCGCAUCCUCGUGCUAGGCAUGUGCCUGUGCGGCACACCAACCAUCAGCCUCGCCCUCCGCAAACUAGGUUUCACCCCCCACCAAAUGCGCUCCGUGCUGUCCAACCCCUCCGACCUCGCUCUCUGGCAAGAAGCAAUAAACCUCACUUUACUCCCACCCCAAGACCGACCUGCGCACCAACGCAACCAAGCCGCCUAUGGGAAAGAUGACUUUGACAAACUCCUCUCCGACUACGACGUCGUCGCCGACAUUCCUGGCUGUCUUUUCGCCAAAGAGUUGGUAGAAGCGUAUCCCGAUGCCAAAGUCAUCCUCACUUUACGCAACUAUGCGGAUUGGGAGAACAGCAUGCGAGAGAGUCUCUGGUGCCUGGAUACUUGGCGCUUGUUUACUUUCUGUCGCCAGUUCAACUUGACGCAACUUGCGCCGCUGAUGCAGCUGGUGCAUUCGGCGUUUAAGGCGCAUAGUGGGAAUCAGUAUGGUGGGCCGGCGGCGAAAGCGGCGUAUGAGAGGCAUUAUGAGGAAGUGAGGAGUGUGGUGCCGAAAGAGCGGCUGUUGGAGAUUGAUAUGGAUGGGGAGGUGGGAUGGGAGAGCCUGUGUGGAUUUCUAGGGACGGAGGUGCCGAAGGAGGGGUUUCCGGUUGUGCAGGAGGAGAAGGCCAUGCGGAGGGGGUUGGAGAGUGCGUGGUGGGGUAUGGUGCAGUAUUUUGUGCUGUUGAUUCUGUUGCCGGGGUCGGUGGUUGUUGGAUCGUACUUUCUGUUCGUGUAUGCGGAUGUGCUGAGGGGAUAUAGGGAUAUGGUACUUUUGAUGGUGAAGAAGUAUAUGGAUACUGGGGAGUGGUAG